This is a messenger RNA of Penicillium waksmanii, 234 nucleotides long. RefSeq lists its product as uncharacterized. The record is from RefSeq and is a predicted model, not a curated record. The transcript has a single exon. Bases 1 to 234 code for a protein of 77 amino acids. Lineage: Eukaryota; Fungi; Ascomycota; Eurotiomycetes; Eurotiales; Aspergillaceae.
AUGAACAUGAACAUGAUCUCAGUUGGCCCCUCUGCCCCCUCUGCCCCCUCUGCCCCCACUCCAUCCUUGGUCAAGUUGGCGCUCAAGAUGGCCGCCUAUUUAUAUCCGAUUGGACUGGGUUUUGCCAAGCCAGACACAAAGGAGUCUGCCUGCGAGAAAAGGCAACCUGGCAAUCUCCCGGGUGAUGGAGGAUGGUGGUCAUCUCCCCACCUGUGGACUCAAUGGGCUUGCUAA